Molecule: messenger RNA, 801 nt
Organism: Drosophila willistoni
Lineage: Eukaryota; Metazoa; Arthropoda; Insecta; Diptera; Drosophilidae
Product: cuticle protein 16.8
Exons: 4
Coding region: 1-732 (243 amino acids)
Cellular component (GO): chitin-based extracellular matrix
Molecular function (GO): structural constituent of chitin-based larval cuticle
Source: RefSeq, a predicted model, not a curated record
AUGCAAAUUUCAAGUUCAGAUUUUAAAACAAGUUUUGUAUGUUUCGAAAAGCUUUGUUUGACGCAUCUCAAAAAGCUAAGACCAGUUUUUUGGGGGGGACUAUACAACGAGCGAUUUGUUCGAGCUUCUUCGAAUUCAGUUACCAAACGUAAGUUAAGCUAUGAAGCAGUAAUUAUCUUGGUCGUUUGUCUAUUUGCUUUGGUGCAAGCCAGACCAGAUGUUUCCCAUUUGGUGAAAAGUACACCCGAACCUCAUGUUCCAGCUAAUCCGUAUGUCUUUAGCUAUCAGGCUGGACGUGCACCGGGUCAUGUAGAUCGUCAGCAUACUGAGGUAUCAGAUGGUUCGGGUGUUAUACGUGGAGCAUUCUCCUAUGUGGAUCCCAAGAAUCAGGUGCGCACCGUUCAAUAUGUGGCCGAUGAGAAUGGUUUCCAUCCUCAGUUGAGUCAUCAGUUGGAAGACAGUGCUGCUGUUAAGGCAGCUAAGCGUAAACAUUUUGAGACCUACAAUCGCAUUGCGCAAGAGCAUGCCAGUCAAACGCCAGGCCAAGUUGCACUUGCAGCAGCACCACAUACCAGUGCCGCAGUUGCUUAUGCCACAAAGAAGCAUUUGAGUGCAUUUGAACGCAUUGCAGCUGAACAUGCUGCCAUUGGAGCUCAACAGGAGGCACAACGUUUGGCCUUGGCUGCCCAAUCACCUCAUGGUGAGGUCGAGGAUGGACAAUAUCAUCCUUAAGUGCAAGUGCAUGCAAAUUUAAAAGAAUGUGUAGUAUAGAAUAAACAGUGAAAUUAUGUAAAACACAAA